AAGUAGAAAAGUUAUUAUUUUAUUUUAUUUCAUUUAUUAUAAUAUGAUUUAUGAAGUAUGAACCAUGCAAUGAUUAACUUCAAAUUAAAAUUAAUGUUGAAUACCCUGGCUAGUGAUUAAAUGUAUCCGCAAAUUUACAUAUUAAAUGUAUAGAUUUUAACUUUAUUGUUCUAUGGUCUUUCUCAAUUUAAUAAUUAAUAAUCAUAUUAAACUUCAACUAUUUACUAUUUAGUGAUAACUUCCAUUUUAUGUAUAGUUUUGUAUAUAUUAGCGAUUCGUUUGACAAUGUGCCAAUGUAUAUUAAAAAUUAAAUUUCAAUUAAAAUGAGAAAUAAAAAAUAAAAAAUAAUAAUGGACUUAGAAAUUGAAAAAUAUGUGAAAAAGCAAAUUCAACUCCAAGAACAAAUCAAAAAGUUGUUUGCUGAGAAUAAAAUGUUACAAGACCAAAUCUGUGUACUCAAUGAAUGUUUGUCAUUAGAAAAGGUAAAUCAAAAAAUUUCUGAUUUGGAGAAUAAACAAAAAAUAUUAACAUCAUUAGAAAGCAUGGUUAAUAAUUUAAGAACUGACAUUAAGCCAUUAGAGUAUUUAAAACAAGUUUUGCAAAGACAACUUAUGGUUUCAACUCUAACUACUAAUGAUUUAAAUAUUGAGGAGCAAAAAUGUUCUGAGAGUUCAUUGUUAACAUCAAAUAGUGUAUGUGGCAUUGAGACAUUGGAUUCUUCAAGUGAUAUUAGCUCAGAAGAAAGUAUCAUGAUUUUAUCUGAUUAUGAUGUGGUUUCGGAUGAUGAAAUUUUUUACAAUACAGAAAAACCUAUUGAGAACAAAGUUAUGUAUGAUGAAGCACUACUAAUGGCAUCUAGUGUGCAUUCAUCAUUGAUUGAACAUCUAAUUCCAAGUAUUGAUUCAAUUGAACCUUUUGUAAAUAAUAGUGAUAAAGUAAACGACAAUAAUUGUUGUCCACAAUCUAAUUCUAAAAACACAAUUUCAACGAUGAAUACAAGUAAUAAGAGUGAACAACUAUUAGAAUUAUAUGAUGUAGUCAACGAACUAGACCUUCUAAAUUACAAUGAAAAUGAAAACAUUGAAAUUAAAUGCGAUGAAAGAAAAACUGAAUCAAUACUUAAUAAAUCACACCAGUCAUGUAUAUAUGAUAAAGAAUUAAAUGAAACUGAAAAAAAACCAUUAGAUAAUAAGGAAUGUGAUAAUGUGUCAAAAUCAGUUAAUGAUUCUUGGGUGAAUAUUAGCACCAAUGAAUUUUCCAAUGAACAACUUGUUGAUAUUUUUUCAAUCACUGACUCACAAAAGGAUAAUACAGUGUCAAAAGUAAAUAUGGAUGUAGAUGAUUGUGGAAAAAAUAUUAGUGAAAUCAAGAAUUUUGACAAUAGUAAAAACAUUGAUUCUAAUUAUGAAAAUGAAAUAAAAAAAUCAAAUUGUUCGGUUAAAGAUAAAAUUGAAGUCAAUUCAUUACCUUUUAUUGAAGAUUCUAAUGCGCCUAAACAAUUAAAUGGGUUAAAAGAAAAUUUAAAUGUGGAAAUUCAAGAGCAGAAUGAGCAUUUAUGUAAUCACCAGUUUAAAUCAAAAGACAUUAGUGAAAUUAAAAAUCUUGAAACUGUUUGUAAUGAUAUUAAUUACAAGUAUGAACGUGAAAUUCAUAAUCCAGUAUACUCAAACAAUGUUCAACAAUAUGAAGAUAAAAUUAUUUCAUCAUUAUUAUCUAGCACUAAUGAUUCCAAUGUAUCACAACAAUUUAUUGAAAAAAAAAUAAACACAGUGGUAGAAAGUCAAGUAUGUAUACACCAGUUUGAAUCAAAAUGUAGUAAUGAAAUGAAGAGUUAUAAGAAUAUUUGCAAUGCUGUUAUUCAUUAUAAUGAAAAUGAAGUUAAUAAUUCAGUUUGUUCAAAUAAUAAAGUUGAAAUUAUAUCUUCGUUAUUAAAUACUGAAGGUUCUAAUACACCAAAAGAAUUAAAUAAUUUGUUUACCAAUAUUAAUGAUAAACUGUCUUCUGUUAAUAAUAAUGAAAAGCCUAUUCUUUUAUGUCACACAAUAGACCUGAAGGACGAAUUAUUAAAUGGUAUUAAUCAAUACGGCAUUCAGGAUCUGAUGCCCUUGCAACAGCAAUGCAUGUUUCAUUGUAUUAAUGGACGUGAUGUUAUUUUUCACUCAUACCCUUGUGUUGGGAAAUCAACCAUGUGUCUUAUUUCAGUGUUGCAAAGGAUUAACACUAGUUUAAAUGAAUGCCAAGCAAUUGUAUUAGUUCCAACAUUAGAAUUGGCAUUAUCUGCUCAAAAGACAAUGAAAUCAAUUGGGAAAUUUUUAAAUGUUACUACAUGUAUUGGUGGUACCAACGUUCCUCGUAAACUUUCACCAGUUCCUCAUGUAGUGAUCAGUACUUUGCAAGGUUUAUAUGAAAUGAUUAAUUGCAAAUCCCUGAGUAAAGAUUUUAUAAAAAUGCUUGUAAUUGAUGAUGCAGAAGACAUGUUAAAAUGCAAUGGUUUUUUAAAUAAAAUUAGAUAUGUUUUGUUAUUCCUUAACAAUAAUCGUCAAUUAAUUAUCAUGUCCACUUCAAAAAUAGAAGAAAUCUUAGAUCAGUUUUCUGACUUAAUGCAAAAUCCUGAGUAUAUAUUAGCACCAGAUGAAAAACCUUCAUUGAAUGAUAUAUUACACUAUUAUGUUUAUGUACCUGAAGAAUGGAAAUUUGAUGCGUUCUGUGAACUCUAUGAAGUACUCAAUUUAAUACAUACUGUUGUUUAUUGUAACACAUGGAGUAAGUCUUUGGAAGUAUCAGAAAAUAUGCGUCUUAAAACAUAUUUAGUAUCUGCAGUACAUAAUGAAAUGGAAACACAUCAGCGGCAUCUCUUAUUAGACCAGUUUCAAUCUGGUAUUAACAGAGUGUUAAUUACUCCUGAAUUACAGAGAGGCGUGGAUUUUUCAGACGUAUCUUGGAUUGUAAAUUAUGAUUUUCCUAAAAGUUCAAAAGACUAUGUGCGUAAAGUUGUUGGUUGUUUUAGCCGUAGAGUGAAGGUAAUUAAUUUCAUCACUACAAAUGACAAAACAGCUAAAGAAGCUAUUGAGACUGAUUUUAAUGUAAAUAUGCUUAAUUUGUCUCAGGUUACUGAUUUAUGUGUAUCUAAUUUGUAAUCUAUAAUAUAUUAAUGAUCAAAUAUUUAAUGUAAAAUAUCAAUAACUAUUAUUACUAUUUGGGGAUUAUAUUUUAAUUUGUUCAUUAUUUUAUUAUUAUUUAUAAUUAGUACAUAAUUACUAUAUUGUAUGGUUAUACAAAUGUUUUCUAUGCAAGGUCAGACAAAUUUGAGAUGAUGGAUAGGUGUACAUUGUAAUAUUGUGUUUACCCUAUUUAUUUUUGUUUUAUUUAACAUUUAUGGGUUAUUACACUUGUAAACAUUUAUUUUUGUGUAAUUAUUUUUUUAUUUUGAAUAUUCUGAAUUAUUUUUACCAACAUUCCCAAUUCUAACCAUGUUUUUAUUUAAAAAAUGAAUCAUAAGAUAAGAUUUAAUAGGGUUUUAUUUGUAGCAUAAAUGUUAAAGUUAUAUUUUAAUAAAUGUUUAAUUUGAUCAAAUUA
Messenger RNA from Aphis gossypii (cotton aphid), 3576 nucleotides. RefSeq lists its product as uncharacterized. Bases 351 to 3137 code for a protein of 928 amino acids. The record is from RefSeq and is a predicted model, not a curated record. The transcript is spliced from 6 exons. Gene Ontology annotation, cellular component: cytoplasmic stress granule. Gene Ontology annotation, biological process: cytoplasmic translational initiation. NCBI's taxonomy places the organism in Eukaryota, Metazoa, Arthropoda, Insecta, Hemiptera, Aphididae. Gene Ontology annotation, molecular function: ATP binding; translation initiation factor activity.